Rhinopithecus roxellana (golden snub-nosed monkey) is the source of this 1577-nucleotide messenger RNA. It is a transcript of the gene MYCBP, whose product is annotated as MYC binding protein. Lineage: Eukaryota; Metazoa; Chordata; Mammalia; Primates; Cercopithecidae. The transcript is spliced from 5 exons. Bases 17 to 397 code for a protein of 126 amino acids. Gene Ontology annotation, molecular function: transcription coactivator activity. Gene Ontology annotation, cellular component: nucleus. Gene Ontology annotation, biological process: regulation of DNA-templated transcription. The record is from RefSeq and is a predicted model, not a curated record.
GCGCCCCCUUCCGCGCAUGAGCAGUUCUGCUCCCAACCCGCCAGUCGCGGUCUCCGGCGCCAGCUACGCCGCUGCCGCUGUCACUAUGGCCCAUUACAAAGCCGCCGACUCGAAGCGUGAGCAGUUCCGGAGGUACUUGGAGAAGUCGGGGGUGCUGGACACGCUGACCAAGGUGCUGGUAGCCUUAUAUGAAGAACCAGAGAAACCUAACAGUGCUUUGGAUUUUUUAAAGCAUCACUUAGGAGCUGCUACCCCAGAGAAUCCAGAAAUAGAGCUGCUUCGCCUAGAACUGGCCGAAAUGAAAGAGAAAUAUGAAACCAUUGUAGAAGAAAAUAAAAAACUGAAAGCAAAGCUUGCUCAGUAUGAACCACCUCAGGAGGAGAAGCGUGCUGAAUAGGAUUCUUCUCAGUUGAAAAGACAAUGAAAAAUGGUUUUGUAUGACUUGAAUAGUUUGUAUAGUAUAUAAUCUUUUCUGAACAGAUGCUAUAGAACUCUUUUAAUAUGUUUAAUUCACCUAUCACACUCUGUUAAAAACACAUAGAAUCAUCAAUAAAAACUCAAUAUAACUUUCUUUGGGUCUUAAAGCAGGAGAAUCCAAAGUAAAUCCUGAAAAAAACCUAAACACAGCCAUCUAACUCAUUACCUUAAAAGACAUUCUGUUUAUUAGUCUGAUUAGGAAUGAUGGCACUGGUUGUAUUUUAGCCAAGACAGUUUAGCAUGGAGCUAUUCCUUGGUAUAGUGCAGGAUAUGAACACAGGUACAGUCAUUCUUUGAAGGUGACACUGUUAUGUAUAUUCCCUAUAGGCAGCUGGAGAGAUCUGUGUGACACAAGAUGCUUUUGUACAGGUUCCCAGAGUCUUCUGCUCUUGUUUGUGUAACAUGGAACAAAUAACUUCUUUGCCACCACUUUGCCUUAGAUAACUGUGUGUGUGUGCCAGUUUGAACUCUGACACCACAUUUUCCUUCUAUGCAAUCAUGCCUUGUCUGAUAAUCUUGCAUUGCUUUGCUCUGAGCUUUAGUGGGUCCUAGUUGCACACUGGCUUUUCUGUGCUGUUUUUCAAUUUGCCUAAUAAUAGCAGUUACCCUGAUUGUAAUUUAUGUAACUUUAAACAGGAUCACACUGUACCCCCUGCCUGCCUUAUUUGCUUACUGAGCACAGGACAGAGGCAAUAUACAACUCUGGGUUCACACACAAGCUGAGAUGAGAAGAGGAAUGAGCCAUAUAUUGUGGAAAAUCAUAGUUUGUAGGUAUAAUUAUAUAGUGCUUUUCUCCCUCAAAGUAUUUUUCUAGCCUUGAAUUCAUUUUAUCUUCAUUAUAUAAUCCCUGUGAAGUAGGUGGGAUAAAUAUGAGGGGAAGAGGGGUGCUGAAUUUUUAGGCCAAAGACUGAUAUUAAUACAAAUCACUCACUAACUGUAGAGCCUUGGGCAUAUCAGUGAACUGCUCUAAGAUUUACUGUCUUCAUCUGUUUAAUGAGUAGAAUAUCCGUGAUGCCUACCUCACAGGGUUGUUGUGAGGGUCAAAUGAGAAUGUAUGUGAAAGAUUUGUAAAUGGUAAAGCACUAUAUUCUUGUUUGUUA